CAGUUCGAAAACGCCCACUAAAAGAAGGCGACGCAACACACGCCCUCACCGACCCAGCAGCAGGGGCGCGCAGUUCCCAUUCCUCCAGGACCACCUCCCCACACAUCCCAAGCAGAGUCUCCGCUCGCUACGUGCAACCAGCAAAAACAGCUCCCUCUCUAUCUGAAACCACACAACAACCAUGGGGUGCAGUAGCAGCAAGGACAAGAACGACUCGCAGGGCCCCAUGACCAACCGAUACAACGAGGCCAAUUACUCGAACCUCGCGGCCAAUGUGAACAACGGCAACUUCUCGGCUCCACAAAACGGCAACCAGCCACGUCGCUCCGUGCCGGCUCCGCGCAACCAGCGCAAUGGCAAUCUGGGCGCCUCUCAAACCGGCAACCGUGCGGACUCGGACAACUGUUUCCCAGAGCUGGUCAAGUUCCGACUGGACGAGAGCGAAGUUCUACUGACGCGCAAGGUCUCGAGCGGCGCCUUUGGUGUCGUAUGGCUGGGUCACUACCACGGCCAGCCCGUGGCUGUUAAGCGCAUGAUCGACGGCGAGGACGAGGCUAUCUCCUUUUCUCGUGAGAUCGAGACCAUGUCCCGACUGUCGCACCCUAAAAUCGUACGCUUCAUCGGCUGCACGUGGACCAACAAGAAGGAUCUAGGCGGCGUCUCCGAGUACAUGGACGGCGGAGACGUCCGUACACUGCUGGAAACCCGUAAGAUCGAGCUGAGCUGGAAGAAGGAGAAGAUUUCCAUUGCCAUCGAUAUCGCUGAAGCUCUAGCUUACAUGCACUCACGUUCGCCCAAGAUUAUUCACCGUGAUCUUAAGUCACGUAACGUGCUGCUGAAUUCGAGUAUGGUGGCCAAGCUAAGCGACUUCGGACUCAGUCGUAACCGCACGUACGAGGAGACGUUGACUGCCGGCGUGGGCACAGUGCGUUGGACCGCUCCUGAAGUGAUGCUGGGCGAUAACUACAGCGAACAGGCCGACGUGUACUCGUUCGGUGUGGUCUUGAGCGAACUGGACACCCGCGAGAUCCCGUUCGAAGAGAAGAGCAGCAAAACAGGAGCCGGCGGCGCACCCGACAUGGCCAUUGUGAUUAAGGUGGCCAAGGGCGAGUUGCGGCCAAGCUUCGCGCCGGACUGUCCCGAUGUGAUCCUGCGUAUUGCCCGUGCCUGUCUGCAGUUCGACCCGGCGCUUCGUCCAGACAGCGAGUCGGUCGUGCAGAUGCUCAACGACGCGCGCAUUCAGCUCCAGGCGAUGUCAUAACCGUAGCUCGCAGAACCCAAUGACCCCACGCAAACGCGUCUCCUUACAGCAGCAAACGGAAGCUGCUACCGUCCUUCCAGUAUGAGCUGACGCGGGUGUGUGUUUAGCAGCACGAAUUGAAGUGCUGUGAACGUUUUUCUGACACAACGACAGACAAUCUGGGACGAGAAAGAAGAAUAAAAAGCGGGUGGAUGUCUUGCGGUGUGCAAGUUGGGGCGAUGAACGACAGGGAUGGUAGAUUUCAUUUGGUUGGGUCAGGAGUGAGUGAGUCGAUGCAGAUGAUCGAGAGAGUGAGGUGGACACGAAACGUUAUCAAUUGCGCGUCGCGUCUGCCUCCCGCUCUUGUCGACAUCCCUGCGUCAGCGGCUUGUUCAUUUGUUUAAUUUUUAACCACAUUGUUUUUUUUUCUUGAACUCCUUGACAAGGGUAAACUUUUGGUGGAUGCCCACAGCCUUACCGCUUGACCCGAUAAAUGCGAACCAUCCACGCGUCUGAUGUGAACACGUGCUCGAAAUGCCGUAGCUUGAUGUCGCGCGUUGGAAUUCUAAAUUGGCGACUCAUAUCCCACCCGAGUACGGGAUUUUCACC
Molecule: messenger RNA, 1849 nt
Organism: Phytophthora nicotianae INRA-310
Lineage: Eukaryota; Oomycota; Peronosporomycetes; Peronosporales; Peronosporaceae
Product: TKL protein kinase
Exons: 2
Coding region: 182-1261 (359 amino acids)
Biological process (GO): protein phosphorylation
Molecular function (GO): protein kinase activity; ATP binding
Source: RefSeq, a predicted model, not a curated record